Molecule: messenger RNA, 2909 nt
Organism: Zerene cesonia (dogface butterfly)
Lineage: Eukaryota; Metazoa; Arthropoda; Insecta; Lepidoptera; Pieridae
Product: kinectin-like
Exons: 21
Biological process (GO): regulation of cilium assembly
Cellular component (GO): centrosome
Source: RefSeq, a predicted model, not a curated record
AUGAAGAGUUCAAAGAAAGUUCGAUCAAGCCGCGGUGGCUCGCCCCAAGUCUGUGGUCCGCUGGAUCAAACUAUUAGCAGUCCAGAGUUUCAGGUAUUGCCGAAACUUUGGGGUAAUCUCAAGAAAAAGCACCGUCUAAGUGGCCACAACAUCGAAAAAACACCUAGAGACGGUUGUUCGGCGUCUGAAUCGAAUUUGCCCAGCAAACGCGACGAACAACUUCAUCUAGAAGAACAAGCUGGCCAGGGUGACGACAAAGCUUCUGACGGAUCGACCACCAUGCGAGAGCCAUCCAGCCCCGAAAAAGAGAAUAUGACGCGCGAUAACGCACACGCGCGCCAACGGUCUCAGGGGCUGUGGAAGAAUGAUAGGGAGGGAAAAACCUAUCCCAGAAGCGUUGCGUCUAAAAGCCACGAGCGCUUUUGUUUAAUGAUCGAAUAUAAGAAUAUAUGAAAACAAAUUGCAGGUUCUCCGUCUGUCAUGGACUUGGACGAUCCACUAACAAGACAAAUACGCGACAUACACAAUAAUACUCGUAAAAGUGCGAGGAUUAUACGCGACUCGAGGGCGCGACUGCUUCAAAUACAAAAGAAAUCAACGCUAACAGAAGCCGAAGUGAAAGAGCUAGGUGAACGAAAUGAACUGCUGCUCAGAGAAAUGGAGAGGUUCGAUCGUCUCACGAGGAACAUACAGAAGCUGGUUGGCGCUGAGGUCGUACAGAUGCGAAAAACAAAGGAGGACAGCCCGCCCUCGGACCAAAUACCCAUGAGCGUAUAUGAGCCAGCGGUGUACCAUGAAAUGAAAAUGAAUCAUCCAACGGUCGUCUUGGGGACUGGUAAUCCGUUCGGCAUAGAAAAACCGACUCGAAGCAAAUCUGAAAUCGAUCUGACACGGAAAUUGAGUGAAAGUUAUGAUAUGCAAGAGAAACUCGUCGCUGAUAACGCGGACUUAGAGGUGAAAAGAUAUAUAUUGUACAAAGAGUUGAUGACCAAAGAUCAACAUUUAGAAAAUUGUCGGGCGCAAAUAAAAAGCUUGCAAGGGGAAUUGAAAUUAUUAUACAAUGAAAAUACUACAUUGCAGGAAAAACUCACUAAAAACAACCCUCAGGGCGAUGCAACGGCGAUGAGCCAAGAUAACCAGGAUUCACAGAAAUUGGACGCCAGUACUAAAGACGAAGAAACCGUUUGCGUUAAAAAUCCUCAGGAGCUUAUAUCACAACUUGAACAUUACAAAACCUACACAGCUGACAUUGAUAAAGAAGUUGGCGAAUUGGAGUACGAGGUGCGAAACCUUCGCAUAGAGAUGGACAGCGUGAAGGCAGGGAGCGCGUGCCGCGGCGGCGGCGGCGCAAACACGUGCUUCGAACAACCGCCCGGAGGCCCACCAGUUCCACCGAUGACAAGAGCUUGUGGAGUAUGCCCUCCUUGCCCGGCACCAUGCAAUCCAAACCACCCACCCACGCCUGCCGAGAAGGAAGUGCAAAAGUUGACCAUCCAACUUCGACAGACGGAAGAAAACUUUAAAACUAAAGUGACGGAGUGUGCAAUGCUCAGAGCGGAAUUGCUGAAGAAGAAAGACGAGCUAGAGAAGGAAAGAUGCCAACACCGCGAAGUGCAGAACAGAUUGAGGGAAUUGGAAAUGAAGUUCGAAGGAUUAACAACGCACACGAACAUGAUGAUGGGAACAAAAGAACAGGCGUUCGAACAAGAGGUCAAUGUGAGGGCUCUGAAGCAGUGCUACAGAGAGGCAAGGGAGGAAAUUGACGAAUUAAGGUUGUUAAUGAAGGAACAGAAUGAUCAGCUACAAGAUUAUAGGGUUAAGUACCUCCAAGCGCAACAAUUGGUGGAGGAACAACGCCGUCAAAUGGAUAUGAUGGAUAUGGACAACUCUAGAAUCAGCGAACAGAUCAAUCUGGAAAUACAGAAAGUGAAGCUGAAGUUCCAAGAAAAGUUGCAAGAGUUAGCUCCGAUACCAGACCUUCUGAAGGCGACUCAGAUGAAACUGAAGGACGCACAGCAAUCGCAGGCGAUAGCUGAGCACAAUGCGGAACAGUUGGCUAGGGAGUUGAAUUCAGCGCGGGAGAAGGUCCACGUGCUCUUGCAUAAUAGCUUGAAACCGCCUGAAAAGCCUCCUGAGAGGGGAGGAGACGAGAAGCAGAUGGCGCUGUUGCAGCAGAGGAUUUCUCAACUGACGGAGAACAAUAUGACGCUCAAGAGUGAAAUCGAACGACUUAAAUCGAACGUGAUACGCAUGGAGGAGUGCGUGCUGGCGAACGAGAAGCGGCUGCAGGAGAAGAUGCACGAGUGCGCGCAGCUCGGCGGCGAGCUGGACCGCGCGCGCGACGAGGCGGCGCGCGCGCUGCAGCGGGCCAACGAGCGCACCGACACUAUACGCAAGUGUAUGCAAACGACCGUGGCUGAGCUGGAGAGGCAGCUGGCUUCGACUCGGGCGCAAGUUAAGAAUGCCGAAAAGGAUAGGGAAGAGGUGCAAAGCCGCAUGCAGUGCCAGAUAAAGCGUCUCAACGAGAACUUCGAGCAGGCGCAACUGCGCAUCCUCGGGCUGCAGACGCAGGUGCAGACGCUGCGCCGCACCGCCUCGAGCACCGGUGAUGGUGAUGGCGAUGGUGAUGGUGAUGACCAGCAGGAGUGCGCGUGCAAGUCGUUCUUUGAUAACCCGUGAGGUGGGCUGCACUUAUGGCAGACGCGGCUUCUAGACGUGCGUGAAAUGUGAUUAAUAAUUUUCAUAAUGUGUGUCAAAUAGCGUAGAGAAAAAUUGGUUGUGAUAGUUUCGAUUAAUUUUAUCGUAUAUAUUAUAAUGUUAAUGGAAUAUUUGAUAAUAAUUCGGCAUUUGGAUAGUUGCUUUUAUGUACAAUAUAUAUAUAGAUUGUGUUCUAAUUUUCCAUAAUGAAA